Anopheles bellator is the source of this 1540-nucleotide messenger RNA. RefSeq names its product homeotic protein Sex combs reduced (gene Scr). Gene Ontology annotation, molecular function: RNA polymerase II cis-regulatory region sequence-specific DNA binding; DNA-binding transcription factor activity, RNA polymerase II-specific. Gene Ontology annotation, cellular component: nucleus. Lineage: Eukaryota; Metazoa; Arthropoda; Insecta; Diptera; Culicidae. The coding region runs from base 164 to 1321 and encodes 385 amino acids. The transcript has 3 exons. Gene Ontology annotation, biological process: regulation of transcription by RNA polymerase II; anterior/posterior pattern specification. The record is from RefSeq and is a predicted model, not a curated record.
AACAGAACAUACUCCUUUCACAGCAGUAUCGGUUCAACAGGAUCCUUAAGAACGAUCGCAACAAUAAAAUCGCAUCCACUCUGUGACUGAAUCAUCACAAUUUCAGCAAACACAUCUUUCGAAAUUUGACACAGCGCACUGCUACGAAGGGUAACCUCAAAAAAUGGAUGCCAACAACUUUGUGAUGUCUUCCUAUCAGUUUGUCAACUCGAUUGCCUCAUGUUAUCCAAACAAUGCGCAAAACACAAACAACGCUCAAGGCUCGGGCGGCCAAGGUGGUCAAGGCGAUGGCUACUUCCCUCCAUCGGCGUACACUCCAAACCUCUAUCCCGGAACCCCGCACCAAGCGCACUACAGUCCGCAGUCGUACAAUCCACUUGCAAGUGCAGGAGCCACAAGUGUGAACAGUGCCAGUGCCGGGGCAGGUUCCGGUGGGCACCCGGCAAGCGAUAUGGUCGAUUACACGCAGCUGCAGCCGCAGAAGUUUCUACUCAACCAGCAACAGCAGCAACAUCAGCAGCAGCAACAGCAGCAGCAGCAACAAUCCUCCCUUAGUUCGCAAAGUUGUAAAUACGCCAGCGAUGGCACUAGUGCAGGUACAAACUUAGUUAAUAACAACAAUAACAACAACAACAGCACCACCAGCCCUCAGGACCUAAGUACAGCCAGCGGUGGUGGCGGCAGUGGCAACGGAGGCGCAGGAAACGGCGGCCGGCCGGAGAUUUCGCCAAAACUGUCCCCGAGCUCAGUGGUGGAGAGUGUGACGCGAUCGCUCAAGUCCGGCAGCGUGGCCACUGCCGUAAGUUCGAGCAACACGAACAACAAUACGAGCAACAUUAGCAAUCGGAACCAGGUGAACCUGCCACUCGGCAGUCCCGACGGUGACGAGUCGGAUGCCAGCGACGACGACAGCGGCACGGAAGGAGGCAGUUCCCAGGGCGGCGGCGGUAGCGGCAAGAAGGGAGGCCCUCCACCACACAUCUAUCCGUGGAUGAAACGGGUGCACAUUGGACAAAGUACGGUUAAUGCGAACGGAGAGACGAAACGCCAGCGUACCUCGUACACCCGUUAUCAGACGCUCGAGCUGGAGAAGGAGUUUCACUUCAACCGUUACCUUACCCGUCGACGACGGAUCGAGAUCGCUCACGCGCUAUGUCUGACCGAACGACAGAUCAAGAUCUGGUUUCAGAACCGCCGGAUGAAGUGGAAGAAGGAGCACAAGAUGGCCUCAAUGAACAUCGUACCGUACCACAUGUCUCCUUACGGCCAUCCCUAUCAGUUCGAUAUUCAUCCGUCACAGUUCGCGCACCUGAGUGCAUAGGACGCGUGGCACUUUUCGGGUACUGGUUAGAGACUCAACCAGCUCUAUCAGGAACAGUAUCAAGGGUAUCAGGGCAACCAGGACAGCGUGCUGUUCGGCGGAGGAGGCAGUGGCGGCGGUGGUAGCAGUACCCCUACUGAUACUACCAAAUAUAAUCAGGAGUUUUGAUUGUUGCCGGAGCCCGCAAACACACCGCGCGAGCCGCGUUUACUCUGAGGA